Tupaia belangeri chinensis (Chinese tree shrew) is the source of this 2621-nucleotide messenger RNA. RefSeq names its product dynein axonemal light intermediate chain 1 (gene DNALI1). Lineage: Eukaryota; Metazoa; Chordata; Mammalia; Scandentia; Tupaiidae. Gene Ontology annotation, molecular function: dynein heavy chain binding. Gene Ontology annotation, cellular component: axoneme; ciliary base. The transcript is spliced from 6 exons. The record is from RefSeq and is a predicted model, not a curated record. The coding region runs from base 96 to 872 and encodes 258 amino acids.
GCCCAGGCCGUGAGACUGGAAGGGAGUUUCCAUGGUGACGGCAAACAAGGCUCACACUGAGAGGCAGCUGCUCUGCUGCUACCCACGCCGUCGCCAUGAUCCCGCCCGCCGACUCUCUACUUAAAUACGACACCCCGGUGUUGGUGAGCCGGAACACGGAGAAACGGAGUCCCAAGGCUCGGCCACUGAAAGUCAGCCCCCAGCAGCCUGGGCCCUCAGGUCCAGUCCCACAGCCACCCAAGACCAAGCUCCCCUCAACUUCCUGUGUCCCAGACCCUACAAAGCAGGCAGAAGAAAUCCUGAAUGCCAUCCUGCCCCCCAGGGAGUGGGUAGAAGACACGCAGCUAUGGAUCCAGCAGGUAUCCAGCACGCCCAGCACCAGGAUGGACGUGGUGCACCUGCAGGAGCAGCUGGACCUGAAGCUGCAGCAGCGGCAAGCCAGGGAGACGGGCAUCUGCCCGGUCCGCAGGGAGCUCUACUCCCAGUGCUUCGAUGAGCUGAUCCGGGAAGUCACCAUCAACUGCGCAGAGAGGGGGCUGCUGCUGCUGCGAGUCCGGGAUGAGAUCCGCAUGACCAUUGCCGCCUACCAGACCCUGUAUGAGAGCAGCGUGGCGUUUGGCAUGAGGAAGGCCCUGCAGGCCGAACAGGGGAAGUCAGACAUGGAGAGGAAAAUUGCAGAGUUGGAGACGGAGAAGAGAGAUCUGGAGAGGCAAGUGAACGAGCAGAAGGCCAAGUGCGAGGCCACCGAGAAGCGCGAGACCGAGAGGCGGCAGGUGGAGGAGAAGAAGCACAACGAGGAGAUUCAGUUCCUGAAGCGGACCAAUCAGCAGCUGAAGGCCCAACUGGAAGGCAUCAUUGCACCGAAGAAGUGAUAACUUCCACGUGGGCCUCGGCUAACACCAAUACCCCGUCAUAAGCCCUUUGUAAUAAAAAGCUAGUUUCCUGAGUGAACAAGCCAGACCCUCCCCUGAUCACCACCUACAUACCAGUCAGAAGCCACACUGGUGCCCUGUGUCAUAGACACCUACGGUCGUCAGCCAGUCUCCUGGCUGGGCUAUGGAAGGUGGUGUACCCUGAGGACAGUCUCUGGAUGUGGCUUACCAGCCAAGCUUGGGAUCUGCCCCUCGUUUUGUUCACAGUUCAUCCUGUACCUCCACCGAGUCCUUCCUUAAUGCUGUUUUCUCAUCCCUACGCCAGUGCCUUUCCAGUAACUCCUCCCGGAGCCUUAGACUCAGGCCCUAUCGCCUUAUCCCCACCCGCCGAGUCAGCUGGCCCUUAGUUUCAGACUGCCCAGGUUAGGAAACCCAUGGCUUUGGACGAAGUAAAUGCUGCUGGAAAGGAAGACAAGUCUGUCCUCUGUGGGCCGUUUACACCUCAGCUCCUCCUUCACCAGAACUGUUAGCCAGUCAUUUUGCAGAAAAUCAAAUCCUGACCCUCUAUCCCCAUUAAUUCGUAAAUCUCACAUGCAGUCCUAGUUACUAACACUCAGGCCAUGGCCCGUAGUCAACCACAACUUAUUCCUCCUCUUCAGUUGGACUGGAGUCUGGAGGCCAGAAGACUCUUCCGUUCAGGGCAGCCCAGGGUGGGCUCGGGGGCCAGCAGGAUGUCUCCACCACUCAGUUGAGGUUCACCUGUUUGAUGUUAGUUCCCCGAGAAGGCAUGGACAUUUCCUCAGCUGGACUGCCUCAGUGCUGUGUUCCCCUGAAGAGGCCCAAGAAGGCACUCGAUCCUCAACAGAGCUCGCCCUGGAGGUUGGGGCCUCCAGGCUCUCCAGAACUACAAUCCCACAAGAGCUGGCCCCCAACUGAGCGUGCCCCACAGGCUCUCAAGUCCAAAGUCAAGCUUUUGCCCUAACCUGGCAUCCUGUGAGCUGUAAGACUCCCCUCUGACCCGCCUGCACGUCAUGUUCACGGGAAAGAACCUCUGCUCACUGAGAUCUGCUACUUCCAUGAUGUUCAGCUGUAAGGCGUGUCCCAGGGUCCACGUCACAGGCUCAAUGAGGAACAAAAGUUGCUGUCGCCAUUUCUUCAUAUCUUAAUGCCUUAAAAACUUUUUCACUUUCUUCUUUUUUUAAAAUCACUCAUAAAGCACUCAUUUAGAUCUGUUCAUAACACUGCUUUAUCAGCCCCUAAAGUUUGUCUACUUUCAUAGGCUAUCUGCAUUUUCUUACUUUACAGACGUAACUGAUUUAUACACCAGAAGCUGAAUGUAUAGUUUUGCCUAUUAGGCUACUUAACAGGGUUUUUUUUGAAAUUUUCUUUGAGUUCUAUAUGCUUCUGUUCAAAACUGCUAAUUAGCAAUUAUACCGUACAAGGGAAAUAACUUGUCACGUGUGCAUAACACACUUGUUGGAUACGUGUGUAACAGACCUGUCGGAUGUGUAACAGGGCCGCCCUCAGGAAGAAGUGAGGGCGAACUGAAGCACCUGAAAGUGCCAAUGGGUCCCAGCACGGAAACCAUCAAGCACAGACUCUUCUCAUUCGCAGUAGGGAAUGGCUUCAACUGUCACCUCAGAACAAGUGCACGAUGGCCCUAGAAAUGCCACCCGGCUUAAGCAAGAGGAACACAAAUUUUAUUAGCACAUUUUUAUAUUAAUUUAAUAAACACCUUGUUAAAUGUUA